UGUUGGAAAUAAAUUACUUUUUUCUUGUAAAAGCCACGAGCAGACCAAGGCAUUUAAAUAAUAAUGCAUUAUUAAGAUUUAAAUAAUUAACAAUAAAUAUCGCGCGAAAUGGUUUUGUCAUUUUGUGUCAAGAGAUUUAUUUUAUCAAGAAGUAAUGUUCUUAAAAUACCAAAACGUAAUGGAUACAUAGUACUUCUUCCAGAAAUAGGCGAAGAAUGUCUACAGCAAAAUUUACUGAAAGAAAAUAAAACGCCAGAAUUCAAUAAUAUUACUAUUGAAAAAUGUAUAGUGGCAAUUCGGAAACAAGUUGCAGAAUGUGACAAUAGAAUCCAGAAAAUAGAAACAGAACUACAAGAUAACAAAGAUGUUAACGUAUUCAACGAUAUUUUAUUACCCUUAGAAGAAACAUACGUUCCUUUAGGAAUAACAUAUGGUAUAGCACAAACAUUGUAUUAUGGAAAUCAAACUUUGAUACCAACAAAAUCUUUCACCGAUAUCAAUAUACGUACUAUGAAAGCAAUAGAGAAUAAAUUUAGUAGCUUACCAAUUUAUGAAGCUUGUAAACGUACUAAAGAAAAUAACAAUAUUCAAUUAACAAGUCAGCAAGAAAGAAUAUUAAAUAAAUAUAUAAUUGAAGGAAGAUUUAAUGGAUUAGAACUUUCUAAAAAGAAACAGGAAUGGCUUACAACUAGUUAUCAACUUCUAUAUCAACAAGAAAUGGAGUUUACUAAAAAAUAUGAGAGUGCAACUAAAAAAUAUGCUCAUGUCAUAAAAGAUGAAAAUAACGUCAAAGACUUUUCCAAUGAAUUAUUAGAAGCUACAGCAGCAAAUCCUGCAGAACCUCAUGUAGGUCCUUGGACUAUCACUGUGAAACCACACGUUCUUAAAUUAUUCUUAGAAUGUUGUUCUAGUCGAUCUUUACGUUGGAAAAUGUGGCUAACAAAUGCUACAUUAUUAUCUCCUUCGGAUGAAAAAAUGUUGCAAACAAGUAGUAUAUUAAAGGAAAUGUAUUCUAUGCGUAAGCAACAAGCAUCUUUAUUCAAAUAUGAAUCGUAUACUCAUAUGAAUAUAGCAAAAAUAACUAAUAGUUUGGAGGAAUUAAAUAAUACAUUUGACAUCUUAUUAGACAGUGCUCGUAAUGCUCAGAUACUUGAGAUAGAAAAAUUGAAUAAAUUUGCGAAUGAAAAAGGAUUCACCGAUUCUCUCAAGCCAUGGGAUAUCUUAUAUUGGAAUAGACAAUUUCAAGACAGUCUUUAUGAAUUUAAAAAAGAGUCGUUGAAAGAUUACUUUCCAUUACCAAAGGUAUUAAGUGGAUUAUUUGAUUUACUUAAAAUAAAUUUUGGUCUAGAAAUUGUGGAAAAUAAAAAAGUAGAUAUUUGGCAUAAAGACGUUUCUUUCUACGAUAUAUUUAAUACAAAUAUAUCAAGUAAAGAACCGAUAGCAAGUUUUUAUUUAGAUCCCUAUGUAAGAGGUGACGAAAAACCUCAUAGAGAUCAAAACUCUGGAUGGGUAAUAAUAAUAAAAAAUAGAAGUAAAUGUUUGGACACAAAACCAAUGUGUUCCUUAAUAUUUAAUUUUCAACGUCCAAUGAAUGGAAAACCUUCGUUACUUUCACUUGAAAACGUGCGAAUACUAUUUCAAAAGUUUGGUCAUGCAUUACAUCAUAUGACAGCUACAACCGAUUACGCAGAUAUUUCUGGACUAUCUUACUUAGAAUGGGAUACAGCCUACAUUUAUGAUUUCUUUCUUGAGAAUUGGUUAUAUGAACCAUCGACUUUACAAAUGAUUUCCGAACAUCAUGAAACAAAAGAUAGUUUACCAGCAGAAGCAGUUGAAGUCGUAAAAAAUUCAAGAUUACAAUUAGCAGGAUAUAAUUUAUGUACAGAACUUCUUUUCUCACGAUUUGACUUGGAGGUAUAUUCAAGCGAUGAUUCUUGGAGAGAUAUAAUGGAACGUCUAUGGAAAGAACACUUCAUAAUACCGAUGGAAGCAAAUGAUCCAUAUAUUUAUUCUUUUAAACCCAUGUUUUCUGUACGUUUAAGCACAAAUUAUUAUUGUCGCCUUUGGUCACAAAUGAUUGCAGCAGAUAUAUAUAGAGCAUUUCAAGAAAUACCUCUUGAAGACAAAAUUAGUUACGAAGAAGUUUGCAAAAGAUUUCAGGAAACAUUUUUAUCUUUAAAUAGCACUUGUCCAAUUAGUGAAAUUUUUAGAAGAUUCAGAGGAAGGGAUCCAAAUCCAAAAGCACUUCUAAAAAAUCUGGAAUUAUAUAAAACUGAGUAAUAAAAAAGUAUCGUAAAUAAAUUUUAAGAUUUUCCACAUA
This is a messenger RNA of Polistes canadensis, 2320 nucleotides long. Its product is annotated as organellar oligopeptidase A, chloroplastic/mitochondrial. Gene Ontology annotation, molecular function: metalloendopeptidase activity. The coding region runs from base 109 to 2280 and encodes 723 amino acids. The record is from RefSeq and is a predicted model, not a curated record. The transcript has 11 exons. Lineage: Eukaryota; Metazoa; Arthropoda; Insecta; Hymenoptera; Vespidae. Gene Ontology annotation, biological process: proteolysis; peptide metabolic process.